This is a messenger RNA of Lachancea mirantina, 1158 nucleotides long. The record is from the annotation of a GenBank genome assembly. NCBI's taxonomy places the organism in Eukaryota, Fungi, Ascomycota, Saccharomycetes, Saccharomycetales, Saccharomycetaceae.
AUGACUAGCAACCGAACCUAUUAUCACCGGAAAUCGUUCAGUCGUCAAGAAUGGAGAGAUUACGUGAUGGAUUCCGGGCUUCCAUUCGAUAUUAAGACCAGUACCCGUGACAGAUAUGGAGGCGCAUCCGCCAGCAAAAGGCUCUGUGUAGAGCCUUCAAUUCCCGUUCUAUUGCUCAAUUACUUUGUGGUGAUGAGUUAUGAGGAGGCCAGUAUCCGAAUGGCCAGAGAGCUGGGGUACGUCAAGAAUAAUAAGGACGCAGCGGAGUUCAACAAGGUAUACAAAAUAGGUGAAAGGGCGCACAUUCGGCAGCUGAUCAAAAAAGGUAAAAUUCUGGAAGCAAUAAAUGAAAUCAACACGAAAUUUGGAGUCGAAGUUCUUGAACAGCGCAGUGACGAACCGGGCAAAGCUGAGGCCAACGACGAUUUGCAUUUCAAGCUUCUUUUGCUCAAUCUCAUAGAAAUGAUCCGGAACCAUCAUCAAGGUCGAUCUUCUUCAACGCUGCCUUCAGAAGAGACUUCCAACCAGUUCAUUUUGGAACUGAUUCAGUAUUCUCAGGACAAGCUAGCGUUGAAAGCGGGCUCUAAUAAAAGACACAUGAAGGAAUUAGAACUAGUGAUGACUUUACUUCUAUUUCCAAUGGAACUGACAUCUUCUGACGAGGGGCAAGCCUCUGCAGAUCUCCCCAAAAGCUUGAAGAACCUGUAUCUUCUUUCUCUACGUGCGAAAAUUGCAAAUCUAGUCAAUAAAAAACUCUUAGAGGCCAUCCGUCCCAACAUUUUACUGGCCUGUAACGAGGGUAAGUUCCCAGACCUUAUAGGCUUCAAGUCGUCGCAAGCAAAUUUUGCUAAUUAUCAUGGGCUCUUGAGGGCACGUUCGAAGGAUUCAAUUUCAUCAGAGGCCUUCGCCAAAAAACUUGAAGAUCGGAAUUUCACGCAGUCAGAUAAUUCUAGAGACAAGCAAUCGAUUAGAGACUCUUGGAGAGAGACGACCAUGCUCCUCGAAAAUCAAGAAAAAAAAGCGCUGGACGCAACAAGCUCUGUCACUGAUAAUAACCUCGAGGCCAGGUUGAUCAAAGUGAUGAAGCUGUGGGCUUACUGUGAAAACCAACUUCAUUAUGCUGAUAUCGGUGUGCCAAGGGUCGAGGGGGGUAUAUAG